Molecule: messenger RNA, 1643 nt
Organism: Exophiala viscosa
Lineage: Eukaryota; Fungi; Ascomycota; Eurotiomycetes; Chaetothyriales; Herpotrichiellaceae
Exons: 2
Coding region: 166-1461 (431 amino acids)
Source: RefSeq, a predicted model, not a curated record
UGCCGCUUGUUGUGCACAUUUUCUUUUGCAUACGCUGACAUGUCAUGGAGCAACCAGUCGAAGCGCCUAGCUAUCGUGCCUUCCAUUUCUCGCGCGAAUGAAUUUUGAGAUUCACCAUUCUUGCGCAGACUCGAAACCCACCUCAUAACAUUCCACGACGAGAACAUGGCACAACAGAAUCCCAUCCACUGUAUUGUGGACGAUACAAUCCUGAGCAGAAACAUAUCAGAAAUCGAGAGCUGGGUGUCGCAAGGGAAAAUCUGUCUUGUUGUGCCCCUCUACACAAUUGGCCGCCUACACGUUCUCAAGAAAGACUCUUCGCAGAUCGGUAUGAAUGCCCGCAAAGCUGUCAAGUUUCUCGACCGCAGCACGUCUUCCCACGACGAUUCGGCCGCAGAUCCUGUCAUCCUACAAGGUCCCGAUGAAGAAUAUCCAACUUGGACUGCAGUGGAGGCGCAUUACCUGCGUGACGACACGGACAUCCUGGCUGCGCAGGAGAACAACGUAUCGGCACCUGAUGCGACAAAACCACAUGAUGAAGAGGCUGUGCUGAAUAUCAAGGCAAACAACGGAGCAGGAGGUGCACUUUCCCAGAUGCUGUUGGACAAGCUCAAUUUUGCAGCAGAUCGAGCCGCAACAUCGCCAACCUCAACUCCACCUCUUUCCCCUUCCUCAUCUGGACCGCAAAGCUCAAAGACUAGUCCCGAGGUCAAGUCUGCCACUUUGAUCGCUAAUGACAAAACACCCGUCCCAUCCUCGCUCAAACCCUUACUGAAUCCUGUGGUCUGGUACGUCCACGAGAGGAAGGCGCCGGCAGAUCAGGACUUGGUCUUCCUCACGAAUUCAGCCGAUACUAUGCAUCUGGCACGCGACUUCGGCAUCCCAACGAAGAACAUCCAUCAAUUGAGAAGUGCAUUGGGAAUUGAGGAGACCGAUGCAAAGAGUGAAGGGAGCGCUAGCAAGGAGUCGAUCAAAAAGACUCCGCGGUCCGAACCAAAGACACUAUUCAGCUACCAUGAUGGCGAGAGCGAUGAUGAAGAAGUUGUGUUCAAGCCGAGAGGUCGAGGUUCUGCCAGAGCCACGCCAUCUACCCGUGGUAGCGCUACUGGAAGUGGUCGAGUCAAAGGAAAUCAUGGUCGUUCUCCACGGGUUUCUUUCAGCACUCCUACACAGCAAAUCCAGCCCAAGCCUCAAAUCCCGGUCGAGGAAAUCGAUCCAGACUCUUUCGACCGCGGCAGCUUCGCACGAGGUAGCACUCCACUUGCUAAUGUCGCCGUCAACGGCCAUCAACCCACCAGCCAAGCCACCAAUGGUCGUGGAUCGGGAUCGGGAUCAGGAUCUCGUGGUAACCACCCUCCAGCAGGGCUUCGUGGAACGACCUCCACUCGUGGAGGUUACGGCCGUGGUUUUGAGCGUGGUUCGGGUUCAGGCCGAGGCAGAGGUCGACUAUUCGUGCCGUAAGCCACUUGCAGAGGUCGCAAGAUUUUCAGGCUUGCGACGGUACAAUCACAUCAACAAUGAAAAGACCUACCCGGAUCUCUUUUGCAGCAAUGCAUCGAGCAGUAGUCGUCUUUGACUGACACACGGAGCCACAUCCUUCGUCGAAUAAUCUUUGACGUUGCGGACAGGACACCAACCACGAU